Messenger RNA from Fomitiporia mediterranea MF3/22, 1035 nucleotides. RefSeq lists its product as uncharacterized. Gene Ontology annotation, molecular function: signaling receptor binding. The annotation marks the transcript as partial. The record is from RefSeq and is a predicted model, not a curated record. The transcript has 4 exons. Gene Ontology annotation, cellular component: peroxisomal membrane; peroxisomal importomer complex. Lineage: Eukaryota; Fungi; Basidiomycota; Agaricomycetes; Hymenochaetales; Hymenochaetaceae. Gene Ontology annotation, biological process: protein import into peroxisome matrix, docking.
AUGGCGGACAACGGCAACAACGAUGGCAACAACGACAACGGACCGCCAUCUAAGCCAACGGAGAAUGAGAAUGAACGCCCACCAAAUACUCCGCAACCACCCCAAUCACCUCCAUCAACUCCGUUAAACUCAGAAAAUGAAGUUGCAAAUACACAACAGCCUCCAGAAUCACCUCCUUCCCCUCCCUAUACGUCUCCUUCAACACCGCCAAGCUCAGCCUCAGAAGACAGGACCGCACUGAUCCAUCGUGCACGCGCCUUUCUUGUCUCUCCAGACGUCGUACACGAGGAUCCUGCCACAAAACGGCGCUUCUUAUCCGAGAAAGGUUUGAGGGUGGAUGAAAUUGAUGGUCUAUUGCGCGAGCUACCUCCCCAGCUCCCUCCUGUUCCACCACGCACCUACCCUCAACCUCCUCCUUCAAAACUGCCUUACCUCCUUCUUGGCCUUACGAGGAUAUUCACGUGGAUAACAGGAAGCUCGGCGGUCCUUAUAUUCAUUUAUUAUAAAUUCCUCCUUCCCCGCCUCACACGCUCCGCACUCGCACGACGUGCACUCAAGCAACACCAAGUCGCCCUUCUCAAGCGACUCAACGCGUCUUUAGCAGACCUUAAAGGAACACAAGCGGAGGCGCGCACUGUCCUUCCGUCGCUCCCAACUCCUCUCGAACCAGCAGAGUUCACAGAGAUUCACACUCUCGACGAGCUCAAACUAGACGGAGAAGCUCCUAUUACCGUUCCAGCGUUUACGCUACUGAGAUGCACGAUCGAAGGACUCGCGAAGGAGGGUAAGAAGCCGACGAGGGAGGAGCUGUUCUCACUUUUGGAAGAGAGGUAUACGUGGUUGAAGUCUGAUGAGGGUCUUGCAUAUCAGGACUCACUCUGGGAAACACUAUCAACCAACCCCUCCUUCUCCACCUCCAAAGAAACCGACCGUCUCAUCUGGACGUACACUUCUCCCCCUCCCACCCAGCCCCAACCAACACCCCUCCAAGCCUCCCUAACAACCCUCCUCUCCUCCUUCCCUCCUCACUCCCGC